AACAGAAAUGAGUAGUUCAAACGACACUCUAAGCACUGGAACGCGCAAAAUAAUUGUGGAGCACUCCUGAGCUGCUCAGGAGUAACUCAAAUGGGUCACUGGAAAUCACUUGAGUUUUUUAGCCGGUGGCGCACUAGCAGCACUCGGUGCAAAACUCAGUACAUUGCUUUCCCAAUGAAAUACAAAAGUGCAGCGCGACUAUGCCAAUGGAUCACAAAUAUUGCACCAGUGUUGCACUUGCUCUACCAAUGAAAUACGCUAUUAAUUUAUGCUUGCAAAAAUGGCGACCAUUUGCAAAACAACAAACUAACCCGGGGGUGACUCGCUAUUGAGAAACCGGCCCUAAGCAUAUCAAUGACAUUUCAACAACUAUUUUUCAGAUCUCGUUUGCAUCUUCUUAUUUGCAUAGUAUGUUAAUCAAAAUUGAUUAAUAUUUUUCAUCAUAAAUUUGAAAUCUAAACUACGACCGCUGGCGCAAACAGCUGACGACGCUGACGACUAUUAGUUAAUGACGUCAAUAAUGGUGAUACACCAAUAUGGCGCCGAUUACCAAAAACGAGGCCGAUAAGCAAUAUUCCAACAACAUUCAACGAACCACUCCGAGCAUCUCUUUUCGAGCAGUAACCACGGAUGUAAACGGUACAGAGUUUCAAUUUGGCAUGUUCCUGACGUUUAGUUGAUUGUUUUUGGUAAAAUGUCAAAGUUAAGUCUGGUGUUGUGGUGGCCGCCUUGAUAAGGUGGGGGACGCCUUUUUGUCCUAGUUUAAAAUUAAUUAAAUAAUAAAAAAAAGGUUUAAAAUUAAUGUAGGCAUUUCUCUCGUAUGUUCUGGACCAUUUCCAGAGAAAUCUACAUUUGUACCAGCUUUAUCUGCUUAUUAAUAAAGUGCCUAUUUCCCAGCGAGCAAAAAAUGGCAGGGAACAGUGAUCGCCAUUAUCACAACGAUACAAGUAGUGAUACUGAAGAUUAUGCAGAUGAUAGAAGAAGAAAAGUCUUCAAAAAUCGCUUGAGGCCUAGGUCUCUUUUGCAAACUACUUCCCAAGGAAAGAGUGGGUCAAUAAGUGGACUUGCUGUUCCACAACUGAGUCCACAGCAACAACAAAUGGGAUUGGUUAUAGGAAUGCCAAUCGAGGAUAGGGUUACUUUGGUUGUGGAUAAUACAAGAUUUGUUGUUGAUCCUGCUUUGUUUAUUGCUCAUCCGAAUACUAUGUUGGGACGUAUGUUUAGUUCUGCAUUGGAUACACAUCCAAAUGAGAGAGGCGAAUAUGAAGUGGCCGAUGGUAUUCCUGCUUCAGUAUUUCGCGCCAUUCUUGAGUUCUACAAGGGAGGCCUAAUAAAAUGUCCUCCUUCAAUUUCUGUACAAGAACUUCGCGAAGCUUGUGAUUAUUUACUGGUUCCUUUUGAUGCUUCAACUGUGAGAUGCCAAAAUCUACGAGGUUUGUUACAUGAAUUGUCAAAUGAAGGAGCUCGUUGCCAAUUUGAGGUUUUCCUGGAAGAUCUAAUUUUACCUCUAAUGGUCAACUCUGCCCAAAGGGGAGACAGAGAAUGUCACAUUGUGGUUCUAUUGGAUGAUGACUCUGUUGACUGGGAUGAAGAAUAUCCUCCUCAGAUGGGAGAGGAAUAUAGUCAGACUGUUAACAGCACUGCAAUGUAUAGAUUUUUCAAAUAUAUCGAAAAUAGAGAUGUUGCCAAACAAGUACUAAAAGAUAGAGGAUUGAAGAAAAUUCGACUCGGGAUAGAGGGUUAUCCUACUUACAAAGAGAAAGUGAGAAAACGACCAGGUGGCAGGGCUGAAGUAAUUUACAACUAUGUUCAGAGACCAUUUAUUCAUAUGUCCUGGGAAAAAGAAGAGGCUAAAAGUCGCCAUGUAGACUUUCAAUGUGUCAAAUCUAAAAGUGUGACCAAUUUGGCUGAAGCCACUGCUGAUCCUGCUAUGGAACUAGAUGCUAGAGGUAAUCCAAUUAUUGUCAACAACCCUACUAUGGCAGAUAAUGCUCCAACAGAUAUGCCUGUAGUGGAUAAUGAAGAGGGAGCUGUAGGAGGAAUCCCAGAUCUAGAUCCAGCCAACAAUUUGCAGCCUGAUGAUGCCAAUCUUUAAAUUUUUGGGUUUUUCACAUACAAUAUUAAUAUAUACGUGUAUCAUGUAGGUAGCAUAUCUAUAGAAUUUUGCUUUAAAGCUAAUUUUUUUGAGAGCAAAAAAUUUGUAAUCUCUACUUUAAAGGGAGUGUGUAAAGCUGUAGCCCCAUCAUUCUUUGUUCUAGUUUUGCUUGAAAUUAUGGCUGUGUUUUUAAGUGCUCAGAAUCAUGAUUCUUUUCCAAAGACUCCUCAUUUACUUGACUGAACACAUAAGCUCUCAUUUCUCAAUUAUUUUUUUUUUAGUGUACCCAUAAUUUUUCUACCAAUUAAGUGUUUUGUAUGUAAUUUUUAUUGGAUCUUAUAAAUAAAUAAAUGUGUUUAAAAUAUCUAGUUUAUUUAUAUAAAAAAAAUUUAUACAUUUCAAAACUACUUGGUCAAUCUUUCUUGUAUUCUGAAACAAUCACUGACAAUUUUCCACUUAUCUCCUGGAGCUGUUACUAUAAAGUUCUGUUGAAAAGUUUUUGGGGUUUUGUCCUGAUAUUUUACUAUUCCACUGGUUUGGACCAUGAAAGUUAGUAAACCAGCUGUGGC
Messenger RNA from Ceutorhynchus assimilis (cabbage seed weevil), 2664 nucleotides. NCBI's taxonomy places the organism in Eukaryota, Metazoa, Arthropoda, Insecta, Coleoptera, Curculionidae. The record is from the annotation of a GenBank genome assembly.